Raphanus sativus (radish) is the source of this 709-nucleotide messenger RNA. RefSeq lists its product as uncharacterized. Lineage: Eukaryota; Viridiplantae; Streptophyta; Magnoliopsida; Brassicales; Brassicaceae. Bases 232 to 516 code for a protein of 94 amino acids. The transcript is spliced from 5 exons. The record is from RefSeq and is a predicted model, not a curated record.
GCAGUCAUAAGCUACAAGCCUACAACACAUAGCCCUAAUGGGUUUAGUGUUAAUGGGCAUGAUCUUAUGCACUAUAACGAAUGGGUCUUCUGGUAUAUCUUCUCAAUCUGACAUGUCCAUCGCUUUCUCCCUCACAGGCAACCUUUUCAGAGAGCAACUAUAAUCACGUCAAACCUCACAUAACGCUGAGUUGAAGAACAAGACCGGCGUAGAGGCUAAUCUCAAGUAUCAAUGAGUACAGGUGGUGCAUUUGGAGGAAACAGAGGAUUGAGACCUUUCCCACCAGAAAAGGGCAUCUUCCCUUUGGAUCACUUACACGAAUGUGAUACGGAGAAGAAAGAGUAUCUUGGCUGUCUCAAAUCUUCAGCCAACAAAUCUGAGCAGUGUAGGCAUCUCUCAAAGAAAUAUCUCCAGUGUCGAAUGGCCAAGAACUUGAUGGCGAAGCAGGAUAUGUCUGAACUUGGAUUCAGUGCGGUUAAAGAACUGGAUUCCACUGGAGAUAAAAAUAAUGAGUAGUGUCCAACAUUGAAGGUGGACAAAACUUUUUCUUUGUGUGCAAAGAAGCAAGAGGAGUGUACGUACAUCGUUCUGUGUCUGUAGACUUUUUAGGCUUAAGAAUGCUCGUUUUUGGACCUGAUAAACAUGACCUCUACAAAUCUGUAAACGUUUUAACAUAAUUAUCUUACAGAAAUACAUAUCUAUUUUUCUC